CCUAAUAAGCACAAACGAAUCCUUGCCAAAACCUCUCUUUUAUAUCUCACUCUGUUCCUCUCCAGCUUCAAACCCACACUUCUCCCAAUUCAAACCAAACCGCUUCCCACAAAUUUCUCACCUUCUCCCCCCUAGUCUUAUAUUUUACCCCAUUUCCCCCUACCCAUCAUGAGCAAUACGAUCAUGACGGCGAAGACCCGCCACGACACCUCUUUCUCCUUCUCCAGGCGCUACUUCAACUGGAAGAGGCAAUUCGUCGAACACCUUGAAGACAACACCGACCACGAGGAAAUCCUAGCUACCCACCACUCCUCCUCUCGCCACUACUCUUCCGACGACGAUCUCCACUCUUCAAUUCAAGACCCACAACAGCUCCCCCAACUCCCGAAGAAAAAACACAAUCUUUCCAGCAAGCUACGGUCGGCGCUCACGGUUUUCAGCAGGGGAGGAGGAAGUAAAAAUUGCGAUCGGAGCUCGAGGCUGGGAACCAAAGUAGUCGGGACCCUUUUCGGCUACCGGCGUGGCCACGUCCACUUCGCGUUCCAGGAGGACCCGAAGCAGAGGCCGGCGUUUCUCAUCGAGAUGGCGACGCCGACGAGCGUGCUGGUGAGGGAGAUGGCGUCUGGGCUUGUGAGGAUUGCGCUGGAGUGCGAGAAGAAGUCCUCGCCGACUUCGACGGAGAAGAAGAAGAAGAAGCAAGGGAUUAAGCUGCUGGAAGAAGGGGUGUGGAGGAGUUACUGUAAUGGGAAGAAGUGCGGGUACGCGUUGAGAAGGGAGUGUGGGGAGGAGGAAUGGAAGGUGCUGCAGGCGGUGGCGCCGAUCACUAUGGGCGCCGGAGUUUUGCCGGCGACGGCGACGGCGGGGGAGGUGGAAAAGGAAGAGGGCGGAGGGGAAGGGGAGCUGAUGUACAUGAGGGCGAGGUUUGAAAGAGUGGUGGGUUCGAAGGAUUCGGAAGCGUUCUACAUGAUGAAUCCUGAGGAUGGUUCUGGUGGCCCUGAGCUCAGUCUCUACUUGCUUAGGGCUUAGAUAAUCAUAUAUUCAUAAGCGUUGUUUGCUUUUUUUUCAAAAUUUCUCGCUGGUUUUUGCAGACGAAGAAGGUGAAGGUAAGGUUGUAACUUGUUCUUCCACUUCUGCUCUGCAUAUUUUGGUAUCUGCGUUAUUGUUAGUAUUGGUAUGAUUAUUUGUCGUCGUUGUAUCCUUGUAAGUUGUAUGUGGUUUGGACUUUAGACAAUGGUUCAUGGUUUGAUUAUGCUGUUCCCAGGAAAAGUUGUUUAACAGCUGAAACUGUAAGAUAAGAGUGGAUGGAGGUUGGCCUCGUUGGGUUAGAAGUCUCGGAGUCUAUGUAGAGU
Messenger RNA from Linum trigynum, 1349 nucleotides. The record is from the annotation of a GenBank genome assembly. NCBI's taxonomy places the organism in Eukaryota, Viridiplantae, Streptophyta, Magnoliopsida, Malpighiales, Linaceae.